GGACUUUCUUUCAGCUUUCAUCUCCCAUCACUUAAUAUUUUGGCCAAGGAUCCCCUUAAGCGUUGAAUCAUGCACAUUAUAAACGUGACGUGUGCAGAGAUUCAGACUCCAGCGGGGUUUGUGUAUGUGAUUCUGCCUGUUUUACUGAAUCACACCAAUAAUCCUGACUGUGAGCAGAGCUGGUAUCUACAGGACGGGCGUCUGAUAGCAGAUCCAGCGAAUCCUCAAGCACUGAUUGAUCCUGUUAUUUCUGUCUCAUCUGAUCGUCUCGUCACGUCUCACUGUGUGAAUCUGAAUCAUGAGAUCAUCUGUGAUUCUCCUGAUGGACUUCAUUUCAGUCGUGUGACCGCAUUCAGAGCGAAGAAUGAAACUGCAGCAACUCCAAACUCAAAUCUCCAGAAUGAAGUGACUCCAGAUCUUCAGCAUUCAGAUCAGUUCUGGUGGCUUUUAGCUUUUUUCGUCAUUGUUCUUUUCAUCAUCUUCUUGAUCUGUUUGAUGAAGCGUAAAAGGAUCUUCAGAUGUUUUCAGAAGUUCAUCUUUCAGCGUGACGAUGAUGAUGAUGAUUCAGAAAACAGGGAUCCUGAAGCUGCUGUCCAAAUGAAGUUCAGAUCUGAUGCUCCUGAUUCACUGAAUCAAUCUGAAUCUGAACAGUUAAACGGCUCCUUGUCCAGAGGAUGAUCGGUUUGAAUCGAUUCAUUAUUUACUCAAACUCAGGGCUGAACGUCCCUGUGAUCUUUGACAUGAUGAUGAUGAUGAUGAUGAAGGGAGUUUGUGUUCAUUCUGAGCUUCUCGACACAUUUAUUCUCAUUCAUCUGCAUCUGUAACGCAAAUAAAUACAUGAGAUGGAAAACACUGAAAGAUCAAUUCAAC
Molecule: messenger RNA, 870 nt
Organism: Onychostoma macrolepis
Lineage: Eukaryota; Metazoa; Chordata; Actinopteri; Cypriniformes; Cyprinidae
Exons: 9
Coding region: 70-678 (202 amino acids)
Source: RefSeq, a predicted model, not a curated record